Molecule: messenger RNA, 550 nt
Organism: Arabidopsis thaliana (thale cress)
Lineage: Eukaryota; Viridiplantae; Streptophyta; Magnoliopsida; Brassicales; Brassicaceae
Product: Glutaredoxin family protein
Exons: 1
Coding region: 84-383 (99 amino acids)
Cellular component (GO): cytoplasm
Source: RefSeq, marked reviewed
CUUCCCUCCUGUUAUAAAUAGCCUGAGACUCUAGCUACUCCUUUCAAUCCAUAUACUUCUUCUUCUUCACCUUAUGCAAGAUAAUGGACAAAGUUAUGAGAAUGUCGUCCGAAAAAGGGGUGGUUAUAUUUACCAAGAGCUCCUGUUGUUUGUCCUAUGCGGUUCAAGUUCUCUUCCAAGAUCUUGGUGUUAACCCUAAGAUCCACGAGAUUGAUAAGGACCCUGAAUGCCGAGAGAUAGAGAAGGCUCUUAUGAGGCUAGGGUGUUCAAAGCCGGUCCCAGCCGUCUUCAUUGGUGGCAAGCUCGUUGGUUCGACCAACGAAGUAAUGUCCAUGCACCUAAGCAGCUCGCUCGUUCCCCUAGUGAAGCCAUAUUUAUGUUAAACAACAACGAAGGAGUAUUUAUGAUAUUAAUUAGCUAUGUAUAUGUUAUUCAAUAAGGAACAAAAUUGAGCCAAAUCUUUGUAAUGUGUUUUUUGGUAUUAUUAUUGGUUGUAUAACAUUGGGAAAGUGUACGUAUAAUUAUAAGACUGUUAUAUUGAUUCGAAGGU